Molecule: messenger RNA, 541 nt
Organism: Nymphalis io (European peacock)
Lineage: Eukaryota; Metazoa; Arthropoda; Insecta; Lepidoptera; Nymphalidae
Gene: Ssb-c31a
Product: RNA polymerase II transcriptional coactivator
Exons: 2
Coding region: 173-493 (106 amino acids)
Biological process (GO): positive regulation of transcription initiation by RNA polymerase II
Cellular component (GO): nucleus; transcription regulator complex
Molecular function (GO): DNA binding; transcription coactivator activity
Source: RefSeq, a predicted model, not a curated record
UGUUAAGAUUAAGAGUUAAGCUAGACUCAAGUUUCAGAUAUUAGUUUAUGUGACAACAGUAAAAACUAAAAAGUGUAAAGUUAAAAUUGUGUUUUAAAAUAAUAUGUGAAUGGCACAACAUUUAUUUUAAUAUUCAUUUAGUAAUUUGUAUUUUUUACUUUUAACAUCCGAUAUGCCGAAAAAUAAGAAGAAAGCAGAAAGUUCCAGCAGCGAUAGCGAUGAUGGGCCGGUUGACAAAAACCAGCCCCCAGAGAAGAAGGCAAAGAUGGGUUCAAGAACAAAUGACAAGGAACCAACUUGGGUCUUACAAGGAAAGAAAUUAGUAAAAAUUCGUGAAUUUAAGGGAAAAGUUUAUGUAGACAUAAGAGAAUUUUAUGAAAAGAAUGGGGAAUUAUUACCAGGGAAAAAAGGAAUCAGUAUGACGCCCGACAUGUGGCGGAAACUUUUGUCAUUAUCAGACGAAAUUAAUGAAACUAUUAGUUCGAUGUGUUAGAAGUUAAUCCAUAUGCUUAAUUUUUAAAAAUAAAAUGAUUAAAUAUGU